AAUUCUCAGGGUAUCCUCUGAUGUAGGCCUUUCAGGCCUUGAAUCCAGUGGGUUUGAGAACUUUCUAAGAGUGGUGCGGCUCUUGACAACAUGUGGGCUCCACCGGCAGCAAUCAUGGGGGAUGGGCCCACCAAGAAGGUGGGCAACCAGGCCCCCCUGCAGACACAGGCCCUCCAGACUGCCUCUUUAAGGGAUGGCCCGGCGAAGCGGGCCGUGUGGGUCCACCAUAGGAGUUCAGAGCCACAAGAACCUACUGAAUCAAAGGCAGCCAAGGAGAGGCCCAAGCAGGAGGUGACCAAAGCAGUGGUCGUGGACCUGGGCACUGGCUACUGUAAAUGUGGCUUUGCCGGCCUGCCAAGACCCACCCACAAGAUCUCAACAACGGUGGGCAAGCCCUACAUGGAGACCGCCAAGACUGGGGAUAAUCGCAAGGAGACAUUCGUGGGGCAGGAACUCAACAACACAAACGUUCAUCUCAAGCUGGUUAACCCUCUGCGACAUGGCAUCAUCGUGGACUGGGAUAUAGUGCAGGAUAUCUGGGAAUAUCUCUUCCGACAAGAGAUGAAGAUCGCCCCGGAGGAGCAUGCGGUCUUGGUUUCAGACCCGCCGCUGAGCCCACACACCAACAGAGAGAAAUAUGCUGAAAUGCUGUUUGAAGCCUUCAACACCCCUGCAAUGCACAUCGCCUACCAGUCGCGCCUGUCCAUGUACUCCUAUGGAAGGACCUCCGGCCUGGUGGUGGAGGUGGGCCAUGGCGUGUCCUACGUGGUCCCCAUCUACGAGGGUUAUCCUUUGCCCAGCAUCACCGGAAGGCUGGACUACGCGGGCUCUGACCUGACAGCCUACCUGCUGGGCCUGCUGAACAGUGCGGGGAACGAAUUCACCCAGGACCAGAUGGGCAUCGUGGAGGACAUCAAGAAGAAAUGCUGCUUUGUGGCCCUGGAUCCCAUUGAGGAGAAGAAAGUCCCUCUCAGUGAGCAUACGAUCCGCUACGUGCUGCCGGAUGGGAAGGAGAUUCAGCUGUGCCAGGAACGGUUCCUCUGCUCAGAGAUGUUCUUCAAGCCAUAUCUCAUCAAGUCCAUGCAGCUGGGCCUCCACACCCAAACCAUGUCCUGCCUUAACAAGUGUGACAUCGCCCUCAAACGGGACCUCAUGGGGAACAUCCUGCUGUGCGGGGGCAGCACGAUGCUCAGUGGCUUCCCUAACCGUCUGCAGAAGGAGCUAAGCAGCAUGUGUCCCAAUGACACCCCGCAGGUAAACGUGCUGCCUGAAAGAGACAGUGCCGUGUGGACCGGUGGCUCCAUCCUGGCCUCACUUCAGGGUUUCCAACCAUUGUGGGUCCACCGCUUUGAGUAUGAGGAACACGGGCCUUUCUUCCUCUACAGAAGGUGCUUCUGAACGGCGACGAGGAUGGCCACUGCACUGGCAGUGCCUACCCUCGACAGGGUGAGCGCACUCCUACACACAGGGGGUGGAGCCGGCGCUUAUUCCUGUAGCAUUAAACACCCCUCAUAUGCCCCUCCA
Molecule: messenger RNA, 1524 nt
Organism: Gorilla gorilla gorilla (western lowland gorilla)
Lineage: Eukaryota; Metazoa; Chordata; Mammalia; Primates; Hominidae
Gene: ACTL7A
Product: actin like 7A
Exons: 1
Coding region: 91-1398 (435 amino acids)
Source: RefSeq, a predicted model, not a curated record